AUGUCCGCCCUCUUCGACUUUCAAGCUUUUCUCUCUGUGGUGCUGCUGGUCAUCUGCACUUGCACUUACGUGAAGAUUCAUUUUCCAAACUUGCUGCAACAAAAAACAGGGUUCCGUGGCUUUUUUUGGAAAGCAGCAAGAAUAGGGGAAAGACUCAGUCCAUGGGUUGCUGUCUGCUGUAUGACCAUGGGUCUCUAUACUCUCUUCUUCUAA
Molecule: messenger RNA, 213 nt
Organism: Closterium sp. Naga37s-1
Lineage: Eukaryota; Viridiplantae; Streptophyta; Zygnematophyceae; Desmidiales; Closteriaceae
Source: the annotation of a GenBank genome assembly